GAGGGUAGAGAGAAUAAUAACAUCGUCAGCGCCGCACAGCCAUUACAGUUAAAUGUGCUGAGAUGUAACAGUCGAACGAUUACUAUACGAUUUGUAAACGAGUGUUUUUUUUAAUUUAAAAGCGUGCAAUUAACAAAGAUAAUUGAUAAAUAAAGGAGUGUUUGAAGUAAAGUGUCAAGGAUUAAAAUGCACCCAGUGACAGAAUUGGAAACGAGUGUACCGGCUUUCCUUGGCAAACUCUGGAGACUUGUCGAGGAUCCGGAGACUGACGACCUUAUUUGUUGGGCGCCCAAUGGACGAAGUUUUUUCAUUAGAAAUCAGGCACAAUUCGCUCGAGAAUUGUUGCCGCACUACUACAAGCACAACAACAUGGCCAGUUUUGUACGACAAUUGAAUAUGUAUGGAUUUCACAAGAAAGUUUCGGUCGAAUUAGGUGGCCUCAAGUGUGACAGAGAUGAAAUGGAAUUUGCACAUCAAUAUUUCAUCAAAGACCAUCCAUAUUUACUUGAUCACAUAAAACGAAAGAUCGCUUCUACAAAAUCUCAAGAUUCAGGUCGUCAGCCAAUGAAAUCAGAAAUGAUGAAUAAAGUGUUGUCUGAAGUACGAACAAUGAGAGGACGCCAGGAACAUUUGGAUUCUCGAUUGGGUGCGAUGAAACGAGAGAAUGAAGCAUUGUGGAGGGAGCUGGCAAUGCUGAGAAGAAAACAUCUGAAACAACAGGAGAUUGUUAAUAAACUAAUACAUUUCCUCGUUACAUUGGUACAGCCAACGAGAUCUGGUGGGUUACCGGUAAAACGCCGAUAUCCACUUAUGAUCGACAACGCUAAUCACGUCCGCAACAAACAGAGCAAACUGAGCAAGCCCGAAGCUUCGCCGACUGGUCCAGUCAUCCAUGAAUUGGAUGCUUCAGAGCAUGACAUGGAUCCUGAAUACAUCAACAUUGACAUGUUCGACGGUCAUUCUAACCCAGCAAUACAAAGUCCCGAACAAGACGAAUUCUCAGCGAUGGCUGAUGACAAUUUGGUGACUGUUGAAAUGAUGGAGAAUGCUAUAAACACGCCUGAGGACGCUCGUUGUUUGAGAACGCAAGUUUCACAGAAAAUAAAGCCAAAAGGAAAAAAAAAGAGGAACAACAAGCUGCCUGUUAAAAUUCUCAUCCCUGCCACCGAAUCCGGAGAGGAAGCCAGGGAAGAAACACUCAUGCUAGAGAUGAAUCCAGAAAACGAAGAAGCAAACAUGCCGAUGAUCGUGAUGGAAGAACCGACGAAGCAAUUGAAACUGGUGCCAGUUAAAACGUUGAGGAGUUCGAAACUGAAAGCAAUGGCAGCGAAUAUAAAUAAAAUGAACGACGCUGAGGACCCGGAUUCGUCAGAAGAUGCCGAUGAUGUCGAGCCGAAAGAGCCCGAAUCUGAGAUGACAAAACUCGAGGAUAUUUUCAUAUUACCGGACGAUCUCAGUGAAACGGGUACUUCGAGUGAUGUUAAGAAAACAAACAAUGGCUCGAAUUGGAAGAGCAUGAGUGGAACGAUGAAUUGGACUAAGAAAAAUACUGAGCAAAACGUGGAAUAUCAAACAAGCGAUGGGGAUCCAGACUCGUAUUUUCAAACGGAUAUCGAUAGCGACGCGAAUAGAAAUUCACCAGCUAAUUCGGACUCAAAUUCAAAAGAUUUGUCUGUGAGUCGCGUCAGUCCUUCGGGCAAAACUGACGCUUCAUACACCAGGUUAGGAUCAGUGGAAGACGUGGAUAAUCAUCUGGAAACGAUGCAAACCGAAUUGGAGAAUUUGCGGGAGGUCUUGCGAGGAGAAGGUUACAGUAUUGAUGCCAAUACUCUACUUGGACUUUUCGGCGCAGACGACCCAAUGUCUUUCGGGAUCCCUGUCAAUCCUGAGCUCAAUCCGCAACGUGAUAGGGACGAAGAUGAACGGUCUACCGGUAAUUCUUAUCUACAACAACAACUUCUUGAUAAUUCAAGUUACGUGAACGCUGGUGGGGAGCUCAUGAGUUACACGCCCUCGACGAGUUUGCUAGACUUUGAUGACGACAUAUUCCUGGGUCAAACCAGUGGCAAUUCUCCGUCCGGUCAGAUUGAGAAUCCGAUCGCAAAUCCCUACUACAACAACGAAGAUUCCUCGGAAUUGAACGAUAGUAAAGCAUCACUUCUCGCCUCCCUCGUUGAUACGAACGACGUGAAUACGACUUAGAUGUUUUCGUUCUCGAAAAUACAUAUAUAUUUUUUUUAAGUUCAUUUUUUCUUUUAAUUUUCGAUGAGUUGUUAUAACAUCAUUCAAUCGUCGAGCGAAUGUAGAGUGCUAUGUAUUAUAAAGACGUAAAAAACAAAUGGAGUAGGCCGCACAGCCACACUACGACUUUAUCCGGCUGUGAAGAACUGAUAUCCUUUAGGGCAGUAUAUUAGUCUCACUUAGUUUUGAUAUUCGCAAGAGUCAACAAAUCGUACAUCAUUUUUUUUCUCCUUCGUGUUUAACCUCUCUGGAAGUAACGAGAGGAACAGAAGAAGCGAGUAAGAGAGAGAGAGAGAGAGAGAGAGAGCUUUACGAUAUGCUGUGAAUCAGAUUUUUCAUUACUGCAUUGUAACGAGGAAUUUGAACGUCUAAUUUUUUCGUCGUUACAUCAACUAGGUAGAAAUUAGCUGAGUCGCAGCCAAGAAAAAAAUAUUCACGACUCCAAGUCCUUUUUAUUAAACAAACACAAAAAGGCUCACAAUUAUUUCCCGUAAAGCUCUCUACAUUUUUGUAAUAAGAAAACAAAAACGAAAAACAAACGAUCGAUGAUUGAACUGUAUUACAUGAUAAAUCCGUUAUUACAAGGCUCAGUACUACGACGACAUAGUUUUUCGAUAAUUUCGUAUAAUCAAAACUGCAUAAAACUCAAGGUUUCUUGAAUAUGUGCUGAUUCAUUAUUAUUUCGUUACAAUAAGAAAUUACGUAAGAAAAUGUUCAUAAGUGAAACUUAUCAUCAACGUCACUAUUACAGCAUUAAGAAUGUUUGAUAUAUCGUAUUUUUGUAUGUUCGUCUUAGUAUUGAAUGAUUAAAGACGAAAAAACACUAAAAAAUGAUUAAUCUGUCGAGUGAAAUUCGCUGGUUCGAACACGCGUCGAAAAUCAAAGUUAAAUGUUUUUUUUGUGUUGAAUUUAACAAAAAUUACAAUCGGAUUUCGCAUAAUUAUUGAAUUCGUUCAACCGUGUCCAGCGGCACCUUUAUGGAAUAUGAUUAAUCGCGUAGUCCAUUUCUUUUCGGUCUUCCCCAUUUUUUACAUUUUACACCAACGUUUAUUUUUAGUCGUUUUAUUUUAAAAAAAUCCGAAAUUAAUUUUUUAUUCACUUAUUAUUCGUAAGGAAUUCUAGUGCUGUUAGUUUUCAACAGAAAAAUAGCCUCCUUCAUCACAUAGACGGUUCACCUUGUGGCAUUGACUAAGCAAAAAAUUCUUAGAGAAUCGACGCUCAAGAAUAAUUAGGAAUGGCAAAGAAUCAAUACGGAUGCUUCAUAUUGGUCUCAAAAGAGUAUAAAGAGAAAGAAAAACUUUUUUAUAUGGACCUAAGUGCAUUUAACCUGAAUCACACUUGUCAAUUGAUUCUUUGGUGGAUUCUGAAACGGAAUAGUUGGUGCAUCUCAAAUGAUCGUUUCCCAUAUUUACUAUGAAAAGUCGUGGAAGAAGAGGAAAAAAGUUUUAGCAAGUCUGCAACAUUCGCGAAAUAUUUUACGUUCAAUUUUCUUGCAGGAAAAAAUGGACUUGAGGAAUAAGAAGAAAAUAAAAAGUGGCGGACAAGCAUACACACUCGCCCAGCCUUAGAAUUAGGAAGUAGAUUUGUUUUACUAUGUACAUUGCACUAUUCGCUUUAAAGGGGAAGAAUAAUUCAUUGAUGGAAGAAUACUGUUCAAAUUAUUUAUCACAGUGUUGAUCUAAUCGAUGUAUUGGAGAAUACAGUCAUUUGCGAAACAACUAACAAAUUCGAAUAAAAUAAAGUAUUCUGAAGAAAAAAACAAACUUGAAAAAUGUCCUUCAGUUUCGAACUUGUGAAAAUUUGACGCUGCGUAAAAUAUCUGAAAAAAACUAUUACGACAAAUUUAUUCUGAGCACGUCCAAUCGUGAAAAAAAACGAAUACUUCACAUUGUACUUGGUUGUAACUUAUCGAUUAAGAAAAAUCGUUGAAAUAUUGUAAAAAUUUAUAAAUUGACAUUUUAUCGUGUCAAUGUCUCAAAUAUUCUACUAAUAAUAUGUAUAUAUACUGCAUUGUCUCGAAGUUCAAAAAUUGUGAAAUACAAAGUGAACGAUCGAUUCAAUUGACGGAUACGGUCUUUUCUCUCAACUUCCCAAAUACCCUUGCAAUAAACGUAAAGUUAGGGUAAAUUAGUUUGUAAUCUUUAUAUAAAUCCUCCAAAUCUAUGAGUUAAUAAAGGUUAUUAAAAAACACGAA
This is a messenger RNA of Venturia canescens, 4435 nucleotides long. Its product is annotated as heat shock factor protein-like. The transcript has 11 exons. Gene Ontology annotation, biological process: regulation of DNA-templated transcription. The coding region runs from base 187 to 2202 and encodes 671 amino acids. The record is from RefSeq and is a predicted model, not a curated record. Gene Ontology annotation, molecular function: sequence-specific DNA binding; DNA-binding transcription factor activity. Lineage: Eukaryota; Metazoa; Arthropoda; Insecta; Hymenoptera; Ichneumonidae.